Chara braunii is the source of this 1788-nucleotide messenger RNA. The record is from the annotation of a GenBank genome assembly. Lineage: Eukaryota; Viridiplantae; Streptophyta; Charophyceae; Charales; Characeae.
UUCAGGAAGAGACUGGCGGUUCUCAAAGGAUCUGAAGAGGGAGUGCGAGAUUUCUUCCUGAUCCAGCCUAUCUCUGUGUCUGUAUAUACAGUCAUCUGCAUGCUCGUUGCAGAUAUGUGGCGCAGCAUCCACUGCGGCAGAUAUGAGGAGGAGGAGGAGGAGGAGGAGGAGGAGGAGGAAAAGGAAAAGACGGAAGCGGAGGAGGAGGAGGAGGAAAAGGAAAAGACAGAAGAGCAGGAAAAGGACGAGAGUCACAAGGCAGAGGAGGAGGAGGAGGAGGAGGAUGCAGAGCACGACAACGAGUUUCUGCGUGCUGCCCAGACUAUUCUUGAUCGCCCAGAGUUGCUUGACGUCACCUUUGUUUGUGAGGAUGGCAAGAAGGUGCAGGCGAAUCGAGCAAUUUUGGCGAGUGGGAGUGAGUACUUUUCCAAAUUGCUUUACGGGGACAUGAAGGAGAGUUCGAUGCACACAAUCACUCUUCCUACUGUGAGGGCAGGUAGUCUCCAGGUUGUGAUCGAAUACUUGCACUGUCAUCGGCGAAGGUGGAAGACAUGCCGUUGUUGGGAUAAAAUGGUUGAGGUGUACUGCUUGGCAGCAGAGUAUCAGGUCAAUCGCUUAUGCCGGAGGAUCUCAAGCCGGGUGCCCAGACUUGCUCAUGCAUGUGAAUUUCGAGAUCUGCUGAACGCAGCGAUCCCGAGGGGAGCCGAGGAGUUGCUGACAGCUGCAGUGGAAGCAAUGAACAAGGUGUUGGAAUUAGAUUCGACGUCGUUCAACGGGUGGAGCAACGAAAGCAUCAAGUUCUGCCUCGAGAACGUGCAGCUCCAUGCAAAUGUCACUGAGACAAUGAUUGCUGAGACUAUCCUCUCUGCUGCACAUCCUAUUAAAUCGGGGACACCGGAAAGGGCGGAGAACUGUGAUGCAGGGAUAGAUGGUACACUGUCAAGGAAGGAGUUGCAAGAGUUAUUCGAGGGGUACGUCAACCUGGCAUUUGUCGAGCCACCGUUUGUGAAGAAAAGGAUUGAGCCCUUGCAAAUCGUGCGGCAGGAAGUGCUGUCUGCAGUUUACAGAGUACAGUCCAUCUGCCUCUCGACAGGAUUGUCAGCCAAAUAUCUGUUUACAAUACCGUGGCGCUCUCUGGUUCCCAGAAUGUCAUUUGCGCCUGCGAAAAGGGACGAAGAUGGAGUUUGUAGUGCGUACAAUGACGUCUUGGCCCCGUCUAUAUGGCCCCGGGAUUCCAAGUCCAGUUACAUGGUUUCAGAGGAGCACCCACAGCGAGUCGAGCGUGUACAUGCAUAUGAUAUGGAAAAUGCAGUAAUGCGGUUACCUCUCUACAGUGGCGUGCACAUUUGGAGAAUCCGCUUCGAAACUUCUGGCGACGGGUUGGCUGCUGCUGGUAUCAUUUCGUCAUCGGGUACAACUGACAGUUAUGGCAGGCCAGAGGAGACAAAUGGUUGGUGGUUAAAAUCUGACUUAACAUUCGAUGCACCCAAACAAUGGGCACCGUUGUCGAGAUUUCCGAUGUUUGGGAUGAAGAAGUUUGAUAGAUCUAGGGGUUCUGUAGUCGUUAUCUUGGACAUGACUAGGGGGUCAUUAACUUUUGCCGAUAAACUAGGGCACUAUCUAAAUGACCGUGCAAAGUAUCGUCCUGCCUUUAGCAAUCUUCCCAGUGAUUCCCCACUUUACCCGGCCGUGCGGCUCCCCUUCCCUGGUUGUGCUAACUUAGAGUGGAUUCAAAGUUCCCCCCGUCCAUAAUGAGUCUGUCCAAGAUGAGCUGAAGUUUUCACGGUG